Molecule: messenger RNA, 777 nt
Organism: Prionailurus viverrinus (fishing cat)
Lineage: Eukaryota; Metazoa; Chordata; Mammalia; Carnivora; Felidae
Product: membrane-spanning 4-domains subfamily A member 12-like
Exons: 4
Coding region: 1-777 (258 amino acids)
Source: RefSeq, a predicted model, not a curated record
AUGUCAUCCCAGCCAACAAACCAACCUCAAACAUAUGAAACCACACUCAGUCCUUACCCACCAAGCAACACCAUGGCUCCUGGGUCUCCACCACCUCUGGGUUUCACACACCCCACAAAACAAGCUCAGAGUGCCCAGCCUCCCUUCUUUGGGUCUCCAGGAAUCAUCACCAAGAGUCAGCAGGGCCAAGGAAACAUACAAAUGGUAAACCCAGCUACAGGAGGAGCAACCACAAACUUUAGAGAAGAAGCAAAGAUACUAGGGGCAAUCCAGAUCCUGAUUGGAUUGAUGCACAUUGGUUUCAGAAUUAUUUUAGGUUUAAUGGACGCUAUUUAUGGACUAGUUUUUGCAUUUCUUUCCUUUGCUUUUAUUAGCGGAUAUGCGAUCCGGAUUAGAGGCAGCCUAGGCAUGAACACGGUCAGUGCGAUCUUUGUCUCCACUGGAGUGACUCUGCUGCUGCUGGAUGCGGGUAUGAAUGGGAUCCUCAGCCAAGACUGCUGGGCAAUCUGUGUUUUGCAUUUGUUACAUCCCUCUAAAAAUCAACCGGUCACAACUGUCCCCUACUCCCAUGGAGCAGAUGAAGCUAUCCUAAACCUGGAUGACCAGGAGGGAGAUGCCCAGGAUCCCCAGGCAUCUAUUUGGAGAAGCGGUUCGAAUCGGGGGAAAGAUCCUACAGGAAGUUUUGAGCUCAAGUAUCUGAAGCUGGAGCUCGAAGAGCAGGAAGCAGAGUCCAGCUGCCAGCCUGGCCUCCAUGACCAUGACCAUGACCGGGAUUGA